AUGGUCGGAUGUGGGUGUCUAGGGUUGCAACUGGUCACUUCCAUUGAACCUCGCGAAAUGCCCCCAUGCGGCCAAACGUUUCAAAUAGCCCCUGCCGAGGAAGCCCUACCCACUGCCUUCUCGUGGCGGAGAUGUUUUCCCACCAAAGUGAGAGGACGAAAAGCCGACAUACGGGGCUAUAACGGGAAAGCAUCCUAUCCAAGCGUCUAUUUGUCGCGGAACACCGAUGCAACACUCAAUCCACUGCUUCAAGGUGCGCAAUGUGACAUGCGUACUUUGAUCUCUAAUAUCAAAGAGCUAGUGCGAUAUCAAUUCGAUACACGUGGUAAACUAUUGCGACCGCUUCUAGUUACACUCAUGUCUGCUUGUUGCAAUCAGCAUGUGAACGGCUUGUCUCAUUUGGAAUUUUCUACAGAUCCUUUGGCAGACUUCUACACGGAUCGAAAGCUUGCUCAGUCUGUUUCUCCAAGCCAACAUCGAAUUGCCAUGAUCACUGAGAUGAUUCAUACGACCAGUCUGAUUCAUGAUGAUCUGUUGGAUUCAGCGGACUUUCGUCGAGGCAAAGAAGCUGCCUAUCGAACCUUCGGUCACCGAGAGCAUGAUAUUUCUGAUAAUCAAAUUGUCGGCGCCGACUACCGAGCACCAUUACUUCAAGUCAAGUUGAAGUAUUUCAAGUGCGGAGUUGAGUUAGUGCAUUGGAUCAAUCCCGAUGGUAUCAAAGCAGACGAUCGUGCAACCACUAGUGCCCCAGAUGGAAACUCUGCCGCUGUUCCCUCAUGUCCUACCUCGACUACUGUCCAAGUCUCAUCGAUUCCUCCACCAGCUGAAGUCCUUCUUCACCCUUGA
Molecule: messenger RNA, 846 nt
Organism: Echinostoma caproni
Lineage: Eukaryota; Metazoa; Platyhelminthes; Trematoda; Plagiorchiida; Echinostomatidae
Source: the annotation of a GenBank genome assembly